Uranotaenia lowii is the source of this 4324-nucleotide messenger RNA. Its product is annotated as vesicle-fusing ATPase 1. Gene Ontology annotation, cellular component: Golgi stack. NCBI's taxonomy places the organism in Eukaryota, Metazoa, Arthropoda, Insecta, Diptera, Culicidae. The record is from RefSeq and is a predicted model, not a curated record. Gene Ontology annotation, biological process: Golgi to plasma membrane protein transport; SNARE complex disassembly; intra-Golgi vesicle-mediated transport. Gene Ontology annotation, molecular function: ATP hydrolysis activity; ATP binding. The coding region runs from base 535 to 2784 and encodes 749 amino acids. The transcript is spliced from 12 exons.
AACGAAACGUCAGAUGAUGUCACUUUUGUUGACAUUUGGCUUUCGUUUUCUGGGUUUUCUGCUGCGGGCUGGCUGGCACGGUUGGCACGAAUUUUCUCAUCCCAGCAGUUUACUGGAUUGGACGAGGGAUUUUCUGUGCGAGGUUCGUGAAGGAGGAGUGUGUAGAUUCAGAAAAAAGUUAUUCUUGUGAAAUCAGACGCGCGCAGUGGAUUUACUAACGAAAUUCUCUCCCGCAGGAUAUUCUCAGUUAACCGAAAUCGGAGGAAUAACACCGUAUCCGGAUUUGGACCUUGAGUAUUUCGGACAAGACGGGCUGGUGUAGAAUUUGGUUGUAGUCAACUACAACUUGGAUAAAGCGGAGUGUUCAUCGGAAUAGAGAUUUUUCCCCAUUUUCCUGCCGCGAAGGAAACCAUCUUCGAAUUAUCGAUUUUUCUUUCACCUAAAAAUUUCUUUUUGGGAGGGCCCUGAACUAGUGUAACUGAAAACUUUUAGUUUUACUCGAUAGUCGGAUAAUUUCAGAGGAAAGCUAUCAGGAUGGCUGUUAUGAUGAAAGCAUCCAAGUGUCCGACGGACGAGCUCUCGCUCAAGAAUCGUGCCAUCGUCAACAAGAACGAUUUUCCGGAAGACAUAAAAUACAUUGACGUUAGUACCGCACCCGGAUCCCACUACAUCUUCUCCAUCGAACGAAGCCUUGAAGUUCCAAACUACUGCGUCGGCUUUUCCUUGCUGCAACGCAAGUGGGCAACAUUGUCAAUUAAUCAGGACAUAUCGGUCAAACCGUUCCAUUUCGAUCGCUCUUCAGAGGUAGUCUGUAAUGUGUGCAUUGAGGUGGACUUUUUGCAGAAGAAAACUACUACUUUGGAACCGUACGAUAGUGAUCAGAUGGCUAAGGACUUUGUGCUACAGUUCUCCGGAUUAGCGCUGACCGUUGGCCAGCCGCUGGUUUUCAGCUUCCAGGAUAAGAAAUUGCUUGGUCUGAGCAUCAAAUCAUUGGAAUCCAUCGAUGCUAGUGCCAGUGUCCAAGGAGACAAAAGCAAGGUCGAACCGCGUCGGAUCAACUUUGGUCGCUUGCUGGGAAAUACGUCGGUUACUUUCGAAAAAGCGGAAAAUUCAUCACUCAAUUUGGUUGGCAAAGCCAAAGGAAAAAUCGUUCGUCAGUCGAUCAUCAACCCGGACUGGGACUUUGGCAAGAUGGGUAUCGGUGGUUUGGAUAACGAGUUCAAUGCUAUUUUCCGACGUGCGUUUGCUUCGCGAGUUUUCCCACCGGAGAUUGUUGAGCAGCUCGGAUGCAAGCACGUUAAGGGUAUUUUGUUGUACGGGCCACCUGGUACCGGUAAAACGUUGAUGGCUCGUCAGAUUGGCAACAUGUUGAACGCCCGAGAACCCAAAAUUGUUAACGGUCCCCAGAUUCUGGACAAGUAUGUUGGUGAAUCGGAAGCUAACAUCCGACGUUUGUUUGCCGAAGCUGAGGAAGAAGAGAAGCGGUUGGGUCCGAACAGUGGUCUUCAUAUCAUUAUCUUCGAUGAAAUCGAUGCCAUUUGUAAGGCUCGAGGAAGUGUUGGGGGAAACAGUGGGGUUCACGAUACCGUUGUCAAUCAGCUGCUGGCCAAAAUCGACGGUGUGGAGCAGUUGAAUAACAUUCUAGUCAUCGGUAUGACCAACAGACGGGACAUGAUCGAUGAAGCGCUGCUGCGUCCCGGACGUCUGGAAGUGCAGAUGGAGAUCAGCCUGCCUAAUGAGAGCGGUCGUUUCCAGAUUUUGAACAUCCACACCAGACGUAUGAAGGAGUUCAAGAAAAUCAAUCCCGAUGUUGAUAAUAAGGAAUUAGCUACAUUGACGAAGAACUUCAGCGGUGCUGAACUGGAAGGUUUAGUUCGUGCUGCCCAGUCAACGGCCAUGAAUCGUUUGAUCAAAGCUGCUUCGAAGGUCGAAGUUGAUCCCGAGGCAAUGGAGAAACUCAUGGUUAACCGUGGAGAUUUCCUGCACGCGCUCGAGAACGAUAUUAAGCCGGCCUUCGGUACGGCUCAGGAAGCUCUCGAAAAUUAUCUCAUUCGUGGUAUUGUCAAUUGGGGUCUACCGGUGGCACACAUCCUGGAGGACGGUGCACUGUACACCCAGCAGGCUCGUGCAUCCGAAGGCUCGGGCUUGGUAUCGAUUUUGCUGGAAGGACCGCCCAAUUCCGGCAAAACUGCGCUAGCCGCCAAGCUUGCAAAAAUGUCCGAUUUCCCAUUCGUCAAAGUUUGCUCGCCGGACGAGAUGGUUGGCUUCAGCGAAAAUGCCAAAUGUCUGCAGAUCAGAAAGUACUUCGACGACGCUUAUCGUUCGACACUGAGUUGUAUAUUGGUGGACAAUAUCGAACGUCUGCUCGACUACGGUCCCAUCGGGCCAAGGUAUUCUAACCUGACACUGCAGGCUCUGUUGGUCUUACUGAAGAAACAGCCACCGAGGGGCAAAAAACUGCUGAUCCUCUGCACAACAAGUCGCAGGCAAGUUCUGGAGGACAUGGAGAUGUUGUCGGCUUUCACCGCCGUUCUUCACGUACCCAAUCUAUCCCAGCCGGAGCAUAUUCUUUCGGUGCUCGAACAGGAGCCUGACGUUUUCACUAAACAGGACCUGGCUACCAUCUACAAACGAAUGAAAGGUUACAAAGUAUUCGUUGGAAUUAAAAAGCUGCUCGACUUGAUCGAUCUUUCAAGACAAACGGAUCCUUCUCAGCGGGUGCUGAAAUUCCUCUCUAAACUGGAAGAAGAAGGAGCAUUAGACGCUGGAACUUCCAUCCAUUAACUUAUCACCGGAGGGUAGCUAUGGGAUCUUAGUAUUAUCUCUUUCAACGACGUAUUUUAAGAGCACCGAUAUAAAAGCAUUUGAUGGUCGUCUCCCUGAGAGAAAAAAGAUCGUGAAGGUUACCAUUCAAAGAUGCGAAUGGUCUCCUUAUCGCAACAUAGGCCACUGGUGUGUUAUAUCAUGCUAUCAAUUAUACUAUACAUGAUGUAGCUAAUGUGUUGUUCUAUACAGUACGAAAAGAUUAGGUACAUAUUUACAGUUUUUCUUCUACGCCAUUGAGGCUGACAAAAAAGACAGCGUUAAUCUAUACACACCGCUUUUAAAAAUGAAGUCUAGAGGAGCCAUCAUAAGAUAAUCUCAAAAUAUUAUUCGCUCAUAUUGGCAGAAGAAGUAGUGUGAAGCAUUCGCGCAAGAACUCAAAAUAAGAUAAACUGCACACUGAGGGAUUAACAGCAUAGGUAUGUGAACCGCCAGAGAAAGCUUGUCUAAGUUUCGUUGCCUGUUGCGUCGGCUUCUUUACUUAAAAGCCCAGUUUUUAUCUGACAAACCAUCUAUGUACACUUGCGUUGACUUAGGAUUUCAAUUUCUCAAAAUUGAAAAACGCUCUGAGACGAUUGAUGCAUUUAAGAAAGUCAACGUUGUCGUUGUUAUUGAUGUGAGCCAACACCAAUUUUUUCAGCAUUUUUUCUCUGUCGUCCAUAAUUAUGUAGUGCUUUUUGUACAGGUCUAGUAUUUAGGAACACAACAAGUGUUGAAUGGAAGAAAGCAAAAAGACAAAACACCUCAGUUACCCUUCGUGAUUCGGAUGAACAAUAAUGAAUUAGGAUCAAGUUUAAGCAUGUGUCGAUACGUUCGUUCGUUGUUCUUAAGUAGAUUGUUGGCACCGUGAGAAAAAGCAACUCUUCUAUCGAAUAAUUAUUAAGGUAAAUGCACUUAAACCGGUCGUAGGUCCGGCGACACCACCGGUUAACUUGAUAAGAGCUAAAAAGCAAUAACACUGUUGUUCAAAUACUGCAAAUCUUUUUCGAAAAUUAUAGAAAAAAAGCGUUGAAUCUUCAGACAGAAAACGCGCCAGCUCAAGCUGCACUUAUAGCUGAGAAUUUGUUUGCUAGUAAGUUAAAAAGUGAAUAGUUUGAUACGUCGUUAUUUUGCACAGAGCUCUCGGUCUGUGUUCUGUACAUUCCUUCAUUGUGUUUUGUUAGCCGAAUCGAUAUACACGCAUCAUUUCGUGUAUACGCGCUCUAUGUUGUUAGUUAUGAUAAGUUUAUUCUAAUCUGUUUUAGUAACAAUCAAUAAAUCCAAAACGAAGAAGCUUACAGGAAUGAAAAUGGUUAUAUUUUGAGGUAUCUAAGGAAUUUAGAAACACCGACUCGUAAAACUGUGUGUGCAAAGAAAUAUAUGAAAAACAUAAAACCAAGCUAAAUUAUUAGAGUACUAAAACUAUAAAAACGAUAAAAGCAGUUUGAAAUUCUGUGAGAGAUCAUAUUAUAGCCAUUAUGAAAAUAAAAUAUUGUAAAUUAUUAACCUGUUACAGAGACAA